AUGGACCAGCGGACCAGCGGACCAGAGGACCAGCGGACCAGAGGACCAGCGGACCAGCGGACCAGAGGACCAGAGGACCAGCGGACCAGAGGACCAGCGGACCAGAGGACCAGCGGACCAGAGGACCAGCGGACCAGAGGACCAGCGGACCAGAGGACCAGCGGACCAGAGGACCAGCGUACCAGAGGACCAGAGGACCAGCGGACCAGAGGACCAGCGGACCAGAGGACCAGCGGACCAGCGGACCAGAGGACCAGCGGACCAGCGGACCAGAAGACCAGCGGACCAGCGGACCAGAGGACCAGCGGACCAGAGACCACAUCACCAACAUCUUCAACAAUCACACAACUGUCAAAUGUACUUGAGAGCCUUCAGGAGCCUCGACAACCAGGCCUCCUCAACACCGUAUAUACGGUGUAG
This is a messenger RNA of Procambarus clarkii (red swamp crayfish), 420 nucleotides long. The record is from RefSeq and is a predicted model, not a curated record. NCBI's taxonomy places the organism in Eukaryota, Metazoa, Arthropoda, Malacostraca, Decapoda, Cambaridae.